Molecule: messenger RNA, 2553 nt
Organism: Strongylocentrotus purpuratus (purple sea urchin)
Lineage: Eukaryota; Metazoa; Echinodermata; Echinoidea; Camarodonta; Strongylocentrotidae
Product: phosphatidylinositol N-acetylglucosaminyltransferase subunit A-like
Exons: 13
Coding region: 161-1570 (469 amino acids)
Biological process (GO): GPI anchor biosynthetic process
Cellular component (GO): glycosylphosphatidylinositol-N-acetylglucosaminyltransferase (GPI-GnT) complex
Molecular function (GO): phosphatidylinositol N-acetylglucosaminyltransferase activity
Source: RefSeq, a predicted model, not a curated record
UAAAAUUAAUGUUACUAUCUUCUUUUUUUAACAUAUUUUGGGGGCCAGGGGAGGGGCCCGUACCCCCGGGCUCCCAUCCUGGAUCCGCCACUGUUCUAUCCCAUUGACCUCUACCCUCUAGAUCAAUAGCGUCUUUUUUUUCAAGCACACAAUAAAAUGUAUGGUGUCAGACUUUUUCUUCCCUAAUACUGGAGGUGUUGAGAGUCAUAUCUAUCAGUUAUCACAAUGUUUGUUAGCCAGAGGUCAUAAGGUGGUUGUGAUCACCCAUGCAUACGGUGAAAGAACAGGGAUCAGAUACCUUACAAACUUUCUCAAGGUAUAUUACUUGCCAUUUGGACCAUUCUACAACCAGUGUGUCCUACCUACAGUGUUUACAACCCUGCCUCUUAUUAGGAAUAUACUCAUCAGAGAAAACAUCUCCAUCGUUCAUGGGCACUCAUCGUUCUCUACAAUGGCCCAUGAAGCGAUGUUUCAUGCUAAGACCAUGGGUUUAAAGACAGUCUUUACAGACCAUUCUCUCUUUGGUUUCGCUGAUGCGAGUUCCAUCAUCACCAACGCCAUCCUUCAGUUCUCAUUGGCUGAUGUCAAUCAUGUGAUCUGUGUGUCACACACAAGUAAAGAGAACACUGUCCUGAGGGCAUCUAUGUCACCUAGUCUGGUCUCGGUCAUACCCAAUGCUGUGGAUCCUACCGUCUUCAAACCUGAUACGUCCAAGAGGAAACAUGAUAGAAUAACAAUCGUGAUAGUGAGUCGUCUGGUGUACAGGAAGGGUAUGGAUCUACUUGCCGCCAUCAUUCCUAUCAUAUGCGAAACACAUCAAGAUGUAGAUUUCCUCAUUGGUGGAGAUGGGCCGAUGAGAAUCAAUAUUGAAGAAGUAAGAGAGCGUUACCUGCUCCAGGAACGGGUCACUAUGCUGGGGGCUGUCCAACAUUCGAAUGUCAAAAACGUGCUGAACCAAGGAGACAUAUUCAUCAAUGCAUCACUAACUGAAGCCUUUUGUAUAGCCAUUGUGGAAGCAACUCUUUGUGGAUUACAGGUUGUGAGUACGAGAGUAGGAGGAGUGCCAGAAGUCUUGCCUGAAGAUCUUAUACUACUUGUUGAACCUAGUGUAAAAGGUAUCUUGAGUGGAUUAGAAGAAGCCAUAUCAAGGAGAAGAAUGGGAACCUUUCUGUGUCCUGAGGCCGUCUAUCAACGCAUGGCUCAUGUCUAUACCUGGCAAAAUGUUGCCAAGAGAACAGAGAAAGUUUAUGACAGCAUAUUGAAUGAUGAAACUCUUAGCCUGCCACAACGGUUUGAUUGCUACUACAAGUGUGGACCAGCAGCAGGAAAAUUCUUUGUUCUUCUUGCAGCGAUCAACUUCAUUUUCUUCUGGUUCUUGGAGUGGUUUUCUCCGAGAGAGUAUAUUGACAUGGUUCCUGGAAUGCCAGAAGUAAAGUCAUCGACCAAAGGAACGGAAUGCCCUUCUGCUACCACUAGGACUGUAGAUCCUUCUGCAACUAAAGACUAUCCUGCAUUGAGUCACAGAGUAACAAGGUCUAAGGCAAGGAGAAAGCAAGUUGUACAGAGUUGAUAGAGGGCUAUCAAGAGACUUUAGAUCCUUCUGCAACUAAAGACUAUCCUGCAUUGAGUCACAGAGUAACAAGGUCUAAGGCAAGGAGAGAGCAAGUUGUACAGAGUUGAUAGAGGGCUAUCAAGAGACUUUAGAUCCUUCUGCAACUAAAGACUAUCCUGCAUUGAGUCACAGAGUAACAAGGUCUAAGGCAAGGAGAAAGCAAGUUGUACAGAGUUGAUAGAGGGCUAUCAAGAGACUUUAGAUCUUUCUGCAACUAAAGACUAUCCUGCAUUGAGUCACAGAGUAACAAGGUCUAAGGCAAGGAGAAAGCAAGUUGUACAGAGUUAAUAGGGCUAUCAAGAGACUUUAGAUCCUUCUGCAACUAAAGACUAUCCUGCAUUGAGUCACAGAGUAACAAGGUCUAAGGCAAGGAGAAAGCAAGUUGUACAGAGUUGAUAGAGGGCUAUCAAGAGACUUUAGAUCUUUCUGCAACUAAAGACUAUCCUGCAUUGAGUCACAGAGUAACAAGGUCUAAGGCAAGGAGAAAGCAAGUUGUACAGAGUUAAUAGGGCUAUCAAGAGACUUUAGAUCCUUCUGCAACUAAAGACUCUCCUGCAUUGAGUCACAGAGUAACAAGGUCUAAGGCAAGGAGAAAGCAAGUUGUACAGAGUUGAUAGAGGGCUCUCAAGAGACUUUAGAUCCUUCUGCAACUGAAGUCUCUCCUGCAUUGAGUCACAGAGUAACAAGGUCUAAGGCAAGGAGAAAGCAAGUUGUACAGAGUUGAUAGAGGGCUAUCAAGAGACUAUAGAUCCUUCUGCAACUGAAGACUAUCCUGCAUUGACUCACAGAGUAACAAGGUCUAAGGCAAGGAGAAAGCAAGUUGUACAGAGUUGAUAGAGGGCUAUCUAGAGACUUAUAUAGUUAUCCUUAGUUGACAGUGAGAGACUCAGAGGAUGGACCACAUCUUGCAGUGCGGCAGGACGGGUUGCACAGAUGAAGAC